CCGCGCGCCGGAAGUGGCCCGGAACUUGGCGAGGCGGCGCGGCGGCGCGGCUGCCGGACCCGGGGCCGGUUCCACCAUGCCGGUCACCGGGAAGAUGUUUCGCCGGCGCCGGGCCGACUCUGAGUCGGAGGAAGAUGAGCAGGAUUCGGAGGAGGUUCGGCUAAAACUGGAAGAGACCCGAGAGGUGCAGAACUUGAGAAAGAGGCCUAAUGGGGUGAGUGCUGCUGCCCUGCUGGUGGGAGAGAAGGUACAAGAAGAGACCACACUAGUGGAUGAUCCCUUUCAGAUGAAGACAGGUGGUAUGGUGGACAUGAAGAAACUGAAGGAAAGGGGGAAAGAUAAGAUCAGUGAAGAGGAGGACCUUCAUCUGGGGACAUCAUUUUCUGCAGAAACCAACCGGAGGGAUGAAGAUGCAGACAUGAUGAAGUACAUUGAGACAGAGCUAAAGAAGAGGAAAGGGAUUGUGGAACAUGAGGAACAGAAAAUCAAGCCAAAGAACGCAGAGGACUGUCUAUAUGAACUUCCUGAAAACAUCCGUGUCUCCUCUGCAAAGAAGACCGAGGAGAUGCUUUCCAACCAGAUGCUGAGUGGCAUCCCCGAGGUGGACCUGGGCAUCGAUGCAAAAAUAAAAAAUAUAAUUUCCACGGAGGAUGCCAAGGCUCGCCUGCUGGCAGAGCAGCAGAACAAGAAGAAAGACAGUGAGACAUCCUUCGUGCCCACGAACAUGGCUGUGAAUUACGUGCAACACAACCGAUUUUAUCAUGAGGAGCUCAAUGCUCCCAUCCGGAGAAACAAAGAGGAGCCCAAAGCCCGGCCAUUGCGAGUGGGUGACACGGAGAAGCCAGAGCCUGAGCGGUCCCCUCCUAACCGCAAACGUCCUGCUAAUGAGAAGGCCACUGAUGACUACCACUAUGAGAAGUUCAAGAAGAUGAACAGGCGGUACUGAGAAGGCCUGGGCUGUCCCUGCUGGGCAGGCUUGGUGCCGCUGCUUCCUGCUGGCUUUCAAGCACUGAAUUUGUGACUUUUUGAAACAAAACUGGGUAGUUUUCCUAUUUGGGGGCAAACUGUUCCUAUGAGCAUCAUUAAAUCUUGUUUGUAAAUA
Molecule: messenger RNA, 1102 nt
Organism: Marmota monax (woodchuck)
Lineage: Eukaryota; Metazoa; Chordata; Mammalia; Rodentia; Sciuridae
Gene: CUNH9orf78
Product: chromosome unknown C9orf78 homolog
Exons: 9
Coding region: 77-946 (289 amino acids)
Biological process (GO): mRNA splicing, via spliceosome
Cellular component (GO): spliceosomal complex
Source: RefSeq, a predicted model, not a curated record